Molecule: messenger RNA, 6927 nt
Organism: Eleginops maclovinus (Patagonian blennie)
Lineage: Eukaryota; Metazoa; Chordata; Actinopteri; Perciformes; Eleginopidae
Gene: alk
Product: ALK receptor tyrosine kinase
Exons: 29
Coding region: 57-5342 (1761 amino acids)
Biological process (GO): protein phosphorylation; cell surface receptor protein tyrosine kinase signaling pathway; positive regulation of kinase activity
Cellular component (GO): signaling receptor complex; plasma membrane
Molecular function (GO): ATP binding; protein binding; transmembrane receptor protein tyrosine kinase activity
Source: RefSeq, a predicted model, not a curated record
CGGACGGUGGGAUUAUUAGGGUGCUCCUGCGAACACAAUACUACAAUUAUUUCAUCAUGGACACCAGGAUAUUGUUUUUGCUUGUUUCUUCUGCGACAUUUUUCGCUGGGCUGCAGUGUGCCUCGCCACGGACCACAGCGGGGAUGGAGCUCUCCACCUCAGGCUUCAGCAACAUCAGCAGCAGUGGCAGCAGCGGGGAAACAGGGAGCAAAAGGGACUCUAACCAAACCAUGAACUCCAGGAUCAAGAGGAAAACCCUAGCUGUGGAUUUUGCAGUCCCUUCUCUGUUGCGCUAUUACCUGGCGGAGUUCAUAAAGAGACCCCUGAACGGCGACUGCCAGACUUUUAGCGGAUGUUACAUUGUGCGCGCACACUUGUCAAUGCUCUGCAUUCCUUUACAGAAAACCAUAGCCACUUUUUUGGACCCCAAGUCUGACUCAGCUCUGAGGAACAUGUCCGCUGAUGGACAGCUCCCCUUCUACUACCAGCGGCCGCUGUCCAAAGUUCUGGAAAUGGGCUUGACGAAAGUCAGCAGAAAAUCAAACCAAGUGGUGGUGGAAAUCGGAGAGGAUAUAGUGAGGACGGGAUGCGGGGGGCUGUCUGUGCAAGAGGAGGCCCCGGUGUUCUACCUGGAAAUGGACCUCACAACUAUUCUGGAGUGGUGGCUCGGCGUGGAGGGGGGCCGCCUCAGGGUUCGGCUCAUACCUGAGAAAAAGGCGCAGGUGCCCGUGAUGGAGGAUCGAUACACCGCGGCCAUACGCGCUUCAGACCCCCGCCUCUUCCUUCAGAUAUCCUCCAGGGGCGGACCAUUGGCAGGUGGAAUUGCUGCUGGCAUUCCUAGAGGGUACUGGAGCUUCUCCUGGGUAGCUGAGGACGACUUGAGCUUUCCCAACGACUCCGUGCCCAUGUCAGAUCGCCAAUGCCUGGGAAAAAGCAGAACGUGUGACCAGCAGCAGGAAGGAAACCCAGAGUUCACCUGGAGCAUAGUGGCUGCCGGGGACAAGAAAAGCGAAAAGAAGGCAGGAAGCCCCCAGGGGUGGGAGGAAGGUAAGAACGAAGGCCACUUCCUCUGGGUGAACAGCUCAGCCUUUGGCGGCCCCUGGGUGCUGAGUCCCUGGUUGUGGGGGGGCCAGGGUCCCUGCGGCCUGGACAUGGCCGUGUUCCUCCACCCCGAGCAAAGCGGGCAUUACACCAUAUGGCUCAUAGAGCGGGACAAACAGCCACUCGCACUCUUCUCCACGGACACACUGCCACGCAUCACAGGCUGGGCGGUGGUCCACCUCACCCUAGGGACCCAUGGAGGAUCAUCUUUCAAAGUGUCGGCCAGCUACGAUCAGAGGAUUCCGCAGGACGACACGGCCACCAUCGAGCCCUACUUCACCACCAACUGCACCAUGGCACCCGCUCCCGGCCCUAACGUCACACUGCAGGGCCAGUACCACUGUCACCAGGGACCGGAGAUCCCACUGGACAAGCUGUGCGACUUCAGCACAGACUGUCCGCUCGGCGAUGACGAAGGCGACCUCUGUCGACACUUCCUCAAUGGCAGCUACUGCUCUUUUGAAGAGGGCGAGUGCAGUUGGCAGUCAAUAACGGGCCGGGGUCUCUCCUGGAGGAGACUGCAAACACCAUCCAAGGCUUUGAGACAGAGCUGCCCGUCAUCAGGUUCUACAUUCAGUGUGGAAGGAGGCCAGUCCAAAGGCCAGCGGAGCUCAGCAGUCCUGAGGAGCCCUCUCUUCCCCCCGCCUCUCAGAAACUCUCGAUGCACGAUGCGGUUCUGGCUGUGUUCUGGGGGCUCACAGAGGGGGUCACUGUCGCUGUGGAUCGCUGAGAACACUACAGGCCCUGAGGAGCAGCGCAGACUGUGGCGUUCAGCCAUCGAGCCCAAAACUGAGAAGGGCUGGAAACUCAUCAUACUUCCCCUUUACGGGCUGGCCGACUGGUUUUGGCUGCAAUUCAGCACAGAGGAUGGACCUGGAUCGGGUUCAGCCGUGUCUAUUGACAACAUCUCGUUCAGUAUGGACUGCUUCCUGGCAUCCAACGGUGAGUUUCCACCAGUGGUCGCCAGCUCCACCAUGCUGCCUAUCAGACCGACCCCCCCAUCCAUUGGAAGCCCUUGGAUGAAGUUCCCCACCACAGAUGUCUCCAAGAAAUGGAUUUUUGAUACCUGUGGCGGUGUAGGCCCUGAAGGCCCAACUCCCACUCAGUGCCUCAACUCCUAUAGGUACACCAACGUCAACGUGACAGUAGGCACUCGGGGACCCUUCAAAGGCAUCCAAAUGUGGCGUGUUCCGGAAACUGGCACCUUCAGGAUUACAGCCUACGGCGCAGCUGGCGGUCGCAGCGUGUUGGCCAUGAGCAGGUCACAUGGUGUGUACAUCACAGGAGACUUCCUGCUGCGGAGGGGCGAGCUGCUUUACAUACUGGUGGGACAGAAAGGAGAGGACGCAUGCCCCAAAAUCAACGCCAUGCUGAAUAAGAUCUGCCACGAACAGAGCGCCCCCAUGCCCAACAAAACCCAAGUGAAAGGGGGUGGGGGAGGAGGGGGCGGGGCCACGUAUGUGUUCAAGGUUGAAAAAGAUGUGUACAUCCCCCUCAUCAUCGCUGCUGGGGGAGGGGGCCGGGGCUACAGCAGCCUAUCAGGGUUGCAGCUAGAGCAGAUGGACUAUGACCCCAGCCAACCGGGACGCAACGGGAAGUCAAACGCUGCAGGUGGAGGUGGAGGCUGGAAUGACACUCUUCCUGUCAGUCAGGGUGGCAGACCUCUGGUGCUGGGGGGCCAGGGAGGGCAGGCCUGUCAAAAGUUCUGGCAGACUCGCGGCGGCUUCGGGGGCGGUGGUGGGGGGUGUAUGUCCGGGGGCGCCGCCGGAGGAUACAGAGGUGGUAACACGUCGGUGGAUAACAACCCCAAGCACGACGGUGACGAUGGCACCUCCUUCCUCGGCCCAGAAGGAGAGCCCUUCCUGUACCCGCUGAAAGCUAUGGAGGGGGAUGGGGAGGUGAUCAUCAGCCCGGUGCAGAACUGCAGCCACUGUGAAAGCGGCGAAUGUCAUGACCCAUACGGCAGUAUCGUCUGCUACUGUGACGAGGGCCUGAUCCUGGCACGGGACGGGGUCUCCUGCAUCAAUGCUACAGAGGUUACACGGCUGCCUCCCCAGCCGUCUCUCUCCCACCUGGCGCUAGGGCUGUCUGUGGGCACCUCGGCUCUCAUCGCCGCCCUGCUACUGGUCGUCUCCGGGGUCAUGAUCAUGUACAGGCGUAAACACACGGAGCUGCAGUCCAUCCAGCUGGAGCUGCAGAGUCCAGACUGUAAGCUCAGUAAGCUGCGGGCCUCCACCAUCAUGACCGACUACAACCCCAACUACUGCUUCGCCGGCAAGACGGCAUCGGUCAAUGACCUGAAGGAAGUGCCGCGGCGAAAUAUCUCCCUCACCAGGGGUCUGGGUCACGGUGCCUUCGGUGAAGUGUAUGAAGGGCUGGCAGUGGGGAUCCCAGGUGAACCCAGUCCUCUGCAAGUGGCAGUCAAGACCCUUCCUGAGGUUUGCUCUGAGCAAGAUGAGUUGGACUUCCUCAUGGAGGCUCUAAUCAUCAGUAAGUUCAGCCACCAGAACAUUGUGCGCUGUGUUGGAGUCAGUCUACAGGCCAUGCCCAGGUUCAUCCUACUGGAGCUGAUGACUGGAGGAGACCUCAAGUCCUUCCUGAGGGAGACCAGACCCCGGCUGGAGCAUCCGUCCAGCUUGACCAUGGUGGAUCUUCUGAAUGUGGCCCGAGACAUCGCAAAGGGCUGCCAGUAUCUGGAGGAGAACCAGUUUAUACACAGAGACAUUGCAGCUCGUAAUUGCCUUCUGACCUGCAAAGGAUCGGGCCGUGUCGCCAAGAUUGGAGAUUUUGGGAUGGCUCGAGACAUUUACAGGGCCAGCUAUUACAGGAAGGGUGGGCGUGCCAUGCUGCCGGUCAAGUGGAUGCCGCCUGAAGCCUUCAUGGAGGGCAUCUUCACAUCUAAAACAGACACGUGGUCCUUCGGGGUUCUGCUGUGGGAGAUCUUCUCAUUGGGCUACAUGCCGUAUCCAAGUCGCAGUAACCAGGAAGUGUUGGAGUUUGUGACCAAUGGCGGAAGAAUGGACCCACCCAAAAACUGCCCUGGGCCUGUAUACCGCAUAAUGACUCAGAGCUGGCAGCAUCAGCCUGAAGACAGGCCCAACUUCUCCACCAUCCUGGAGAGAAUAGACUACUGCCUACAGGACCCUGACGUGGUGACCAUGCCGCUGCCUGUAGAGUAUGGACCUAUCCCAGAAGAGGAGGAGCGGGCCCCCGGGGGCCCUGAGGACCCCUCAGCUCAGACGGUGCUGGUGAAUGCCCCGGUGCCUGAUGGGGAGGUUCAGCAGCCCCCUCCCUCCUAUCCUUCAGGAGACUCCCUGAGAGGGGGGGAGCACAGCGCAGAGACGAGCACAGCAUCGGAGGCUAAAGCACAGAUGCCUGCCCCCCCAUACCUCCACCAGCACCAACAGCCUCACACUCAUAUCCCCAUGACAACCACCAACACUGUCACCUCCACAGCCACCUCCAUGCUCACUGCCAAGGGCCCGCAUAUCGCCUCCCAGCCCGGCCCUGAGGGGGGCCACAUUAACCUGGCGUUCACCCAGGGCCACCCGCAGGAGAAGGAGGGCCCCAACGGGAAGAACACCACCCUGUGGAACCCCACCUACGGCUCCUGGUUCCUGCAGCAGAGGAAGCAGCAGCAGCAGCAGCAGAGGCAGGGAGGGGUGGGGGCUGCAGGAGAGGGCAGCGGCAGGGUGCCGGGGGAGGGGCAGGAGCACGUGGGCCGGACCGUAGCUGAGGUGGCGGGGGCCCUGGGUCUGCAGCACCAGCACAAGCAGUUCCAGCAGCAGCUCCAGCAGCAGCAGCAGCUCCAGCAGCAGCAGCUCCAGCAGCAGCAGCAGCACCACCUGCAGCUGCUGCACCACCAGCAGCAGCAGGGUCUCUGCAGGCCUCUGCUACCCCCGCCCCCCCCUCCCGCUGCCCAGUCGCCCCUGCUCUUAGAUUCGGCCGCAUUGCCCCCGGUCCCUCUCUACAGACUGAGGCGGUUCCCCUGCGGGAACAUCGGCUACGGCUACCAGGAGCAGGGCCUGCCGUUGGAGGCCGUGCACCCCUCCCCCCCUCCACCCCCCCAACCGCAGCAGGGCCUCUCCAUGGCCUCAGCAGCAGCCCACCAGAGGGGGGCUUCAGUGUCCCUGGGUCGCUCGGGUAUGUCCGAGGACAGCCGUCCGCUGCUGGUCACCAUGGGGACAGUACAGGACCCCCGCCUGCCCAGGAUGGAGGGCCACAACGCCACCGUGCUUUAGCCCACAUGCCUGUUCCCAUUUCUUCCACACUGUGUACGGACAGAGACCCUUUUACACCCCCCCUACCGUCUCACCAUUUUGGUUUCUCCCUUUGGUUCUGAAACAGCUGGACGCAAGAUCAGGCCCCCCCCCCCCAUCAGAACCCUGGAGCUGUCAGACCCACGAUGGAUGCUAAGCACAUCAGACAACUACAAACAAAAGCUUUGGGAGGCAGAUGUAGAGUAAAGGCUAGUUUUAAGAAUUAAAAAAAUGUAUUUUUUCAACGCUGGAGGGGUCCCGAGCGAGACACACCGGAGAGAGAGCGACUCCGUCAGAGGAGGAUUUCAAUCUCUUUAUUUUGCAAAACUGUCCCAAACUUUAGUGACCCGUUCGACUGAAGCAAUGUUGUCUCCAGCCGCAGCAACACGUUUCCCCCCCCCCCUCACCACCACCACCACACACGCUUUUGGAGAACAGCAGUGUGCUCAAUAACUUGUAUCAGACUAUUUUUCAAGAUCAUCACAGGAUCGGACGCUGGAUUACCAGAGACAUUUAUACGAAGAGGAAAACUACCGGGGUAAAAUGUGUUUGUUGGUGUUUGCUUGCCUGCUUGUUUAUUUAUUCAUUUGUUUAUUUAUUAUUUGGAAGUGUCUCUAUAAAUUAUUCAUGAACAUGCUUUCCUCAAAUCCAAACACAUUCAUUUUACAUCGACUGGCUUUCACUUUAACACGCGGGGAUAUAUUUUUGGUAAUAAGAGAACUCUGAAUCUCUGAAACGCUGAGUCAUUACUGCUGAAACAGGACAUCAUUCAGGAGUAGAUGGAUGAAUAAAAACACUCUGACCCAAGAGUGUAAGAGCUUAAAGAGUUUCACUUUUCACUCCUUGAUCUGUAACACGCUGCGUCUCUGCUUUUGUUGAUGGAGUGUAUUGAGACUGUUUUCUUUUCUUCAAGCUUUUUUCAGUCAACUUUUAGCAAUUUAUUUCUUGUUACAAAAAAAUAAACCUUCUCCCCUUUUGUGUCCAGAUAUAGAAGCAAAGUGGAUAGUGCUGAAUCAAUUUUAACCUUCAAAUUGCCAUCUCAAAGCACGCCACGUCUCUGCAUUUCCAUAUUUUAUCUUUUCUAUUACAGGAUGACUGUUGCGGAAUACAAAUGAGUCUGAGUGAAAAGUUGGAAUACAAACUGUGGAUGAAAGCUGAGACCCCUUUGAGUCUCAUGUUCACAUGCUGUCUGUGUUUAAAGUCUGCUCCCAGUAUCUAUGACAGCACCAUGAGCGCCGCGCUGUCGAUGUCUUUUUUCAUGCUUUUGCUUGACUGUGUUUGGCAUCCUGUCAGUCAUUGUGCUGUGAAGCGCUGAGCCGUCAUGUGUGCGGCUGGCGGUGGAUAAAGAUAAAAGCAUUCCUGUCGGUUAAGGUAAAUAUUGGCCAAUGAAAAGUCUUUUUUGUCUUCUGUGCAUUAACUCUGUGUUCCCUUCACAGCUCAUCUCCAUUGUUGGAUGUAAAGACAAACUGAAACCACACCUGUAAAUGUUGUAAUUAUAAAGUAUUGUACUAUGGCUCUGGUAAAAGCUGUAAAUUGCCCUUCAGAUGACAUUCGCCAAAAUUAAUAA